Molecule: messenger RNA, 444 nt
Organism: Seminavis robusta
Lineage: Eukaryota; Bacillariophyta; Bacillariophyceae; Naviculales; Naviculaceae
Source: the annotation of a GenBank genome assembly
AUGUCCGUUUCCAAGAGUUUCUUAUUCCUUGCGCUCCUGUUCUUGGGAACACAUGCAUUUACUACUACUGCGCCCAAGGUGCGACAGGAUUCGGCAACGGCCUUGUCCAUGGCAUGGCUGGACCGAUUGUUGAACCCCAAGUCGUUUCCUCCUGAAGCCGAAGUAACUGCGCGCCAUAUUCUGAUCAAGGAUCGACAAGAGGCUGAAGCUGUCAAGGCCAAGUUUCGAGGACGUAAUUUCGCGCAACUUGCCAAACAAUAUUCCACAUGUCCAUCGAGUGCCAAAGGAGGAAACUUAGGAAGCUUCAAUCCAGGGCAAAUGCAAGAAGAUUUUGACCUCGCCGUGUUUGAUCCGGAGGUGUCAAAAGUGGGAGAACUGACAGGUCCAGUCAUGACACCCUUUGGAUACCACUUGAUCAUUGUCGACAAGCGAUCUGGCGUUUAA